AUGCCAAAGGGCACAGAUCAAUCUGAAUUUGAACCGGGUGGCGAUGGUGACGACGAUGAGGGCGAUUGCGAAGUGGAGAAGGGAGGAACAGGUGGCGGAGUGGGGGCUGCUGCUGCUGCUGCUGCUGGUAUUGUGGAGGAGGAGGAGGAGGAGGAGGAGGAGGAGGAGGAGGAGGAGGAGGAGGAGGAGGAGGAGGAGGAGGAGGAUGGGGGAGAGGAGAAGAGGUGGGUGAGAUCGAAGGCAGUGGGGGUGUGUGGCCAGCGCAAGCCCCCCCUCGACGCCGUGUCGAUGAUUGCUGUCGAUGCUAUGAGCUCACACGCAGACCGAGUGGCAUCCUGA
Molecule: messenger RNA, 339 nt
Organism: Closterium sp. Yama58-4
Lineage: Eukaryota; Viridiplantae; Streptophyta; Zygnematophyceae; Desmidiales; Closteriaceae
Source: the annotation of a GenBank genome assembly